This is a messenger RNA of Macrobrachium nipponense, 10594 nucleotides long. RefSeq names its product E3 ubiquitin-protein ligase HECTD1-like (gene Ufd4). Gene Ontology annotation, molecular function: ubiquitin protein ligase activity; metal ion binding; protein binding. The coding region runs from base 559 to 8595 and encodes 2678 amino acids. NCBI's taxonomy places the organism in Eukaryota, Metazoa, Arthropoda, Malacostraca, Decapoda, Palaemonidae. Gene Ontology annotation, cellular component: nuclear speck. The transcript is spliced from 36 exons. Gene Ontology annotation, biological process: proteasome-mediated ubiquitin-dependent protein catabolic process; protein K63-linked ubiquitination; anatomical structure development. The record is from RefSeq and is a predicted model, not a curated record.
AGUUGUGGUGGUGAUGUGAUGGUGGUUGGAUGGGAGCGUUAGUGGAGUGCACUUACAAAGCCAUGCAUUACACGGCGCUUUGUUAAAUGUUUCCCAGUGAUUUCGUCGUUUCGUAAGAAAUUAUUCGUGUGUUUUGUGCUGAAACUGAUGCGACGUCGUGUUAGUCUGUUCAUAAGUGAUAUCCGCAUGGCUCAGGUGUCCUUCUGAUGCCUUUGUUCUUGUAGGAAAGUGUCUUUACAUUUAUUGAGAUGCUGUUUUGCAGAUGGUAUGUUAAAGAGCUUCUCAUUUAGGAACUACUCUGUGGAGUUUGUCCUGGUAGAGGGAGUUGAUUUUAACAUGCUACCCUCCAAAUAGGCCAGUCGAGUCAGUGUUUGGAGGAGAAAUGUGAUCCUUUACUUCUGAAAGUUAGUGAUGAAUCUGACACUGGGUUCUGAAGUUGGAUUGACACACGUUGUUGGAGGAAUUGCAUCCAAAGGAGCAUUUCCUGAUAGUUAGAGUUCUUUGAAGACCUUUUCUCGUGGAAUCCUACUCAGGGAAAGAAAACGGAAGUUCGCCACGAUGGAGGAUUCAAUGAUGGCUGACGUAGACCCUGAAACGCUUCUGGAAUGGCUGCAAAUGGGCCAGGGGGAGGAGCGGGACAUGCAGCUCAUCGCUCUGGAGCAGCUCUGUAUGUUGCUCCUCAUGUCCGAUAACGUCGACAGAUGCUUUGAAAGUUGUCCGCCAAGAACUUUCCUGCCAGCUUUGUGUCGCAUCUUCCUUGAUGAAUGUGCUCCAGACAAUGUGUUGGAGGUCACUGCAAGAGCCAUCACAUAUUACUUGGAUGUAUCUGCAGAAUGCACACGUCGUAUUACUACAGUGGAAGGUGCCAUCAAGGCAAUGUGUAACAGAUUGGUUGUGGCCGAUGUCACUUCCAGAACCAGCAAAGAUUUGGCUGAACAGUGUAUUAAGGUCCUUGAGUUAAUAUGCACAAGGGAGGCAGGAGCUGUGUUUGAAGCUGGUGGUUUAAAUUGUGUGUUAACUUUCAUUAGGGACAAUGGUAAUUUAGUUCACAAAGACACACUCCAUUCUGCCAUGCACUUAGUGUCCAGGUUGUGUGGAAAGAUGGAGCCAGCUGACCCUGGACUUGCACCAUGUGUAGAGUCCUUAUCUACUCUACUGAGACAUGAGGACCAACAUGUUGCUGAUGGAGCUCUGCGUUGCUUUGCAUCUCUUGCCGAUAGAUUUACCCGACGGGCUCAAGAUCCAGCUCCCCUUGCGCAGCACUGCCUUGUAACACAUCUUCUAGCUCGUUUGGCAGGAGCUGCUCCUCAGCCUACGCCAGGUGCAGCUGCUGCAGCCCCUGGAGCACCUGCUGCUACUCCAGAAAAUUCCAAAACUUCUGCAUCUGUUUCCACUGUGAUCUCUCUUCUCUCCACACUUUGUAGAGGCUCGCCCAGUAUUACUCAUAACUUGUUAAGAUCUGAAUUGCCCGAUGCCAUUGAAAAAGCCUUACAGGGUGAUGAGCGAUGUGUGCUGGACACCAUGCGCUUAGUGGACCUGUUGCUGGUGCUGCUUUUUGAAGGGCGGAAGGCACUACCAAAGUCUGGCAUGAGUGCUGUGGCCAGUAGAUUGCCAGGACUCAGACGUAUGGACAGCUCAGGGGAAAAAACCCAUCGUCAGCUUAUAGACUGCAUUAGAAGUAAAGAUACUGAUGCUCUUAUUGAUGCUAUAGAUAGUGGGGGAAUAGAGGUGAAUUUCAUGGAUGAUGUUGGGCAAACUCUUCUCAAUUGGGCAUCAGCAUUUGGUACUCAGGAAAUGGUGGAGUUCCUAUGUGAAAGAGGAGCUGAUGUUAACAAAGGCCAAAGAUCAUCUUCCCUUCAUUAUGCAGCCUGCUUUGGUCGACCCCAGAUUGCCAAAGUUCUGUUGCGUCAUGGUGCCAAUCCUGACCUUCGGGAUGAAGAUGGCAAAACUCCUUUGGAUAAGGCUAGAGAAAGAAAUGACGAGGGCCACAGGGAGGUGGCGGCUAUUCUACAAAGUCCAGCUGAAUGGCUGGUUGUUACAGAUGGGAAACCUGUUGUUCUUCAGCAGGAUGGAAAGAAAUUGGAGGAUAGCAGUAAUACAGCAAAUACAGAAGAUGUAGAGAUUGGAGAGCCACGAGGAGAUGUUGAAAUGGCUCCAGUUUAUCUCAGUCGUCUAUUGCCUGUGUUUUGUCACACUUUUCAAGCAACAAUGGUUCAUACUGUUCGCAAAGCUUCCCUUAGUAUACUUAGAAAGAUGGUUCAUUAUAUUCCAGCACCUCUUCUUCAUCAGGUCUGCGGUGGUGAAGGUGCAACAAUUAGCACAACCAGUAACAAUAUAAACACUAUUACGGGUACCCCUAAUAACUUACUAGGGUCUCAGUUGGUGGAAGUCAUUGCUCUUGUAUUAGGAAAUGAGGAGGAUGAAGAUGGCCAUUUGGUAGCUCUGCAGAUGGUGGAUGAUCUCCUAAGUAAGGCUGCAUCCCUGCUUUUAGAGCACUGUGCUCGAUUAGGUGUUAUCAGUAAAGUCGGUUCCUUGUCCGGCCCGUCAGAUCCACCCAUUGAAGAAUAUGCACCAACUAAAGUUAAAGAUGAACAGCAGGAAGGAGAUGAACAGGGAAUGGAAGAUGCCAAAGAAGUUGUUCCUGGAAAGGCUUAUCACUGGCGUGACUGGUGUGUCGCCAGAGGUAGAGAUUGCUUAUAUAUUUGGAGUGAUGCUGCAGCUCUGGAAUUAUCUAAUGGUUCUAAUGGGUGGUUUCGUUUCAUCCUGGAUGGAAAACUUGCAACCAUGUACUCCUCAGGGAGUCCUGAAGGAGGCUCUGAAAGUACAGCAGAGAACCGCAGUGAAUUUCUGGAGAAACUUCAAAGAGCAAAGUCCGCUGUACGACCUGGUAGUCCUAGUCAGCCUGUUUUGUCUUCCCCUGGGCCUGCACGAUUAGUUAUAGGAAACUGGUCGCUUCAGUGUAAAAAGGAAGGAGAGUUGCAUAUCCAUAAUUCAGAUGGUCAGCAACAAGCAACAAUCCUCCGUGAGGAUUUACCAGGAUUUAUUUUCGAGAGCAAUCGUAACACAAAACAUUCCUUCACUGCUGAAACAUCUCUCGGGCCAGAGUUCCAUGCUGGGUGGACUGGUCGUCGAGGCAAGAGGUUUAGAUCUAAAGUAGAAGCAAUGAAACAGAAGGUAAAAGGCCUUGCAAGAGACAUUUAUGAGAAGUACUUCAAAGCUGCCCAAACACAGCCUCGAGGAGUAGUAGCCAAGUUAGGAAAUAUUGUAGCACAAAUAGAAAGAGCCUGUCAGAAGCAGAUGAGUAACAAGAAUAGCAGUGAGUGGCCUGAAAUCUUGCGUGCAGCUGUUGAAGACCUAGUCACCCUUCUUCGUGAUGAAAGUACAGUUUCAGCCUAUGAACUGCAUUCUUCUGGAUUAGUACAAGCCCUCCUUACUUUGUUGAGUCCUGAUACUUCGCAACAUUUUCCAGAUGACAAUAGACAAGUGUCUCAGAGAAGAGUCAAUAAAAUGAUCAAGCAGCGACGGAAUGUAUUCAAAAGCUGUUUCAUGGAUAAAUUUGAUGAAGAAAUUGUUAUGACCAGUGCAUCUGUUAGCCCUGGUACUCAGUUAGUGCGGAAGUUGGUUGCAGUUCUAGAAAGCUUGGAGAAACUUCCAUUGUACAUUUAUGAUGUCCCCGGAGCUGGCUCAGGCCUUCAGGUUUUAAGUCGUCGUCUCAGGUUUAGGUUAGAAAGGGCUCCUGGAGAAAGCUCUUUGAUUGACAGGAAUGGAAGAACAUUAAAGAUGGAGCCUUUGGCAACUGUAGAACAAUUAGAACGUUAUCUCCUGAAGAUGGUUGCCAAGCAGUGGUACGAUUUUGAUCGUGCAUCUUUUGCCUUUGUGAAGAAGUUGAAGGAAGGUCAAAAACUAGUCUUUAAAAAUAGUCGGGAAUUCGAUGAGAAUGGUAUCUUAUAUUGGAUUGGAACCAAUGCCAAGACUGCAUAUGAGUGGGUUAAUCCAGCUUCAGUUGGUCUUGUUGUGGUAACAUCAAGUGAAGGACGCAAUCUUCCUUAUGGACGGUUGGAGGACAUCUUGAGUAGAGAUGUGUCUGCUCUGAAUUGUCAUACAAAUGAUGAUAAAAGAGCUUGGUUUGCUAUAGAUCUCGGAAUUUGGUUCAUACCAUCAGCAUAUACUCUCAGACAUGCUAGGGGUUAUGGAAGAUCAGCUCUUCGUAAUUGGAUGUUCCAGGUGUCUAAAGAUGGAAUGACUUGGACAACACUGUAUACUCACAUUGAUGAUUGUUCGCUCAAUGAACCUGGAAGUACACACACUUGGCACAUACAACCUCCACAGGAGGAAAAGACUGGAUGGAGACAUGUACGAAUCCAGCAAACUGGUAAAAAUGCAUCGGGACAAACUCAUUACCUUUCUUUGUCUGGCUUGGAACUUUAUGGAACAGUUACAGGUGUAUGUGAAGAUCUAGGUCGAGCAGCCAAAGAAGCGGAGGCAAAUCUACGUAGACAACGAAGACUUGUGAAAUCACAGAUGGUAAAGCAUAUGGUGGUUGGUGCUCGAGUUGUCCGUGGCCUUGACUGGAAGUGGCGAGACCAAGAUGGAAAUCCACCUAGUGAGGGAACCAUUACAGGAGAGCUUCACAAUGGAUGGAUUGAUGUAACAUGGGAUCAUGGAGCUUCCAAUAGUUACAGAAUGGGUGCUGAAGGAAAAUAUGAUCUUAAGCUAGCUCCAGGAUAUGAUCCAGAGUCCCCUCAGGUGCCUGUUGUUUCCAGCACUAUCAGUGGCACAUCCAGCAAUACAGCAACCACUGCCUCUUCUGCAUGUACUGCAACAAUAACUACUACUAUUAAGUCAACCAAGGUGGUGAGUACUGAUGUUAAUCAGGGAACUAGUGUGUUGACAAGUCGCAAAUGUAGCUCAACUCCAUCACUACCUCAGGCCACCACAGAUAUUCAUAAGCAUUCUGUGGCUGCAUCUGAACAGGCAGCUUCUGAUGAUAACCUCACUGCCAAGGCUGCCGAAACUGUGGCAGAAAAUGUUUUGAGUGUUGCGAGUGCUGAGGCUCUGCUGAGCGUGGAAGGAAGUGGUCGUGACAAAGGUUCGGAAUUAGCUUCAUUAGUGCAGUCCCUUAGUCUGCAGGAUCGCGAUCUCACAUCUGAUUUCUCAGACGCUAUGUCCUCGCUGGAGUCUGUGCUCAAUACCAGUGAUAUUAAAUCGGGUAUGAGUGAUGUGACAGAGGCUAUAACUGUAAUGGAUGUUGGUUUACAGCAAAAUUCAAAUAGCAAGUCAAAUUCAAUUGUUCAUUCAGGCGGGGAGUGUCCUCCAUCUGUUAUGGUGAAUGAAGAAAAGUUUGGGGAAUUGGGUCAUAAUAUAGGGAUGUUCAGUGGCAGUAGCAGCAGCAGCAGCAGCAUCGGCGGCAUUGCCAGCAGCAGCUCCAGCAGUAGGAAACGUUGUGGGGGAGUAGUUACCGGUGAGGGUAAGAGGGACUGCACUGGCCGGUCUGCCAUGUCAUCACAGCCAAUGAGUGUUAGUGUGCCCAACCUGACCAGUGCAGACUCUGAGCCAUUGACACAUAGUCUGCUGGAGACCUUUGCCCAGGUGGCCAGGCGAAGGGGGGGAUCAGCUACCAUGGCUCCUAGCUCAGGGGUGUGUGGUAGUGGGGGGAUGGUACCCCACGCUCCCAAUGUGCCUGCUAGUGUCAGUAAUGUUCGCACAGGCUUGGGGCAGCUGAUAGGUGGGCCACCCCCAAGCCUGGCCCACCCGGUGUUUUCGCCUUCCACCCACUCCAUGUCCAGUCUGGUCCGUCUGGCCCUCUCCUCACACAUCCACCUCCCAGCAUACAAGAUGGCCAAUAAAGUUGAAAGUAAUGCAAGAUCUGGCCCCCUGAGUACAGCACAGAGUUAUCCAACUUUGACUUCAAGCACAACGUCGACUACCUCUACAACAACCACAGGUGCCACAGCAUCUUCUACAACCAAUCAGCCAUCUACAAACCUUUCUUCUUUCCCACAUGGCUUGACAAUGAGCCUUACCUCUACGUCCAGUGACUCAGAGCAAGUUAGUCUCGAAGAUUUCUUGGAAAGCUGUCGUGCCAGUACCCUCCUUGCAGAACUUACAGAUGAUGAACUUCCUGAUCCUGAUGAUGAUGAAAAUGACGAGGAUGAUAAUGAUGAUGACGAUGAUGAUUAUGAAGAGGAAGAGGAAUGUUAUGAAAUCACGAAUUUUGUGCAGGUGCGCAACGGCAAGAGACGAGGAUGGGAUGAUGAUUUUGUGAUUAAAAGACAGUUCCCAGCUUUAAUACCAGCAUUUGAUCCUAGACCGGGUAGAACGAAUGUAAAUCAGACCCAGGACUUGGAGAUCCCUGCACCUGGAACGGAAGAUCAACUUAACGAUUCUCCAAGUGAAGUAUUAAGUGGUCCACGUUUGAGUUUAACUCUUAGAGGCCCAAACUUGCCUGGUAUUCCUGAUGUAGAUGUACCAAUAACAAAGAAUACUUCUACUAUAUUUUCUGCCGUCCAAACUUUGGUCCAUGCUGCCAAUUUUCCAUCCCGCCAAGAGAAGCUCAGACGCAUUUGGGAGCCGACUUAUACGCUUAUAUAUGGUGAAGCCAGAGAAGAUGAGGGAAAUGAAGGGGAGACUUCUGGCCUUCAGCAGCUUCAUCGCCGUAGUUCCCGCACUAACAUUUUGACUGAAGCUGUUAGAAGUGGAUCUCUGUCUACUACCAUUACCAGCUCAUCUGGAGAUCCAUCUGUUGAGGAUGUUUUACAGCUUCUUCGUCAGUUAUUUAUUUUAGCCAGUGAAGAUAAUGUUCAAGCUGAGAAAGCAAUUACCGGAAUGGGUUCAUUUGGUGUCAAAUGUGAAGAAUUUGAAUCCAAAAAAGUAGGAAAUAAACUAGUACAACAAGUUGGAGAAGCUGUUGUAUUAGCCUGUGGAGCCUUGCCAUCAUGGUGUGAAGAUCUCACAUAUGCUACUCCAAUGCUGUUUCCCUUUGAAACAAGACAUCUUUAUUUUAACUGCACAGCCUUCGGGCCAGAAAGGUCUUUAGUUUGGUUGCAAAGUCAGAGAGAUGUGAGUGUCGAAAGACGGGGUGGCCUGAGAAGGGAUGACCCUCAUGAAUAUAGAGUUGGCAGAUUAAAACAUGAAAGAGUGACUGUACCUCGAGGGCCUGAUCUGCUUCAAUGGGCUCAACAGGUUAUGCGUGUCCAUGCCAGCCGCAAAUCAAUUCUAGAGGUUGAAUUCCGUGAAGAGGAGGGUACUGGCCUUGGUCCUACCUUAGAAUUCUAUGCCUUAGUGGCUGGAGAACUUCAGCGUGCAGACUUAGCUAUGUGGUUAUGUGAUGACCAAACUGCUGAUCCUAUCACUCCACCUGCUCUUGAUGGGGGAAAUGGCAAUGGAGAUUCAGUUACUAGGCCUCCAGGAUAUUAUAUACGUCGUCAGGGAGGACUGUUUCCUGCUCCUCUUCCUCAAGAUAGUUCUUUAUGUGACCAGGCAGUUAAAUUAUUCCACUUCCUUGGUGUGUUCUUGGCUAAAACACUUCAAGAUAACAGGCUUGUUGAUUUGCCACUGUCACGUCCCUUCCUCAAGCUCAUGUGUCAUGGUGAGUUUGCGAAUGUGAAGGACCGAAGCAUUGCUCUUAGCUCCACCAAGCCACGAGGUGGAUUCUCUUCUCUACCAGCAGAAGAAGAUCUUAUGACAUCUUCUAUAAUUAGUGAAGAGAGUGAGAAAGAAUUGGAACUCGACCCUCCUAAGUAUCGUUUGGCAGACACACAACCAUGGUUUUCAGGUUUACUUGGUUUAGAUGAUCUGUGUGAAGUUGAUCAAGAACGUGGGUCUUUCCUCCAGCAGCUGAAGUCUUUAGUAGCUGUCAAGCAACUAAUACUUCAUGAUACUAGUCUGUCAGAAGAAGAUCGUCGCCUUCAACUUCAUAAUUUGGCUUUACCAGCAGCACCUGGUACACAAGGUGCAGGACCACCAGCAGUCAGAUUGGAGGACCUGUGCUUGACUAUGCAGUAUGCUGCCCCUUCAAAACACUUCGGAUAUUCUGCCAUUGAGUUACGUUCAGGUGGAGCUGAUCAGGAAGUAACACUUGAAAAUGUUGAGGAUUACAUUGAUCUUACACUGAAUUGGACUUUGGAAACUGGAAUUAGAAGACAAUUGGAAGCCUUUAGGGCAGGAUUUUGCCAGGUGUUCCCAAUGAAGAAGCUUGGUGCCUUUAGUCCAGAUGAAUUAAGACUUAUGUUGUGUGGUGAUCAGGUGCCUAUGUGGACUAGAGAAGACAUUUUAGCAUACACUGAACCAAAGCUUGGGUACACAAGAGACUCGCCAGGAUUUCUAAGGCUCGUAAACAUACUUGUAGGGCUUACUGCUGAUGAGCGGAAGGCAUUCUUGCAAUUUACGACUGGUUGCUCAUCAUUGCCACCUGGUGGUCUUGCCAAUUUACAUCCACGCUUGACUGUUGUCCGAAAGGUUGAUGCUGGGGAUGGCUCAUAUCCCUCUGUGAACACUUGUGUCCAUUACCUGAAACUUCCAGAUUAUUCUUCUGAAAACAUAAUGAAAGAAAGACUUCUUGCAGCCACGCGGGAGAAGGGCUUCCAUCUCAAUUAAGCUAUGAGCUGUAUUAUAUAAUAUAUAUAAAAAUAUAUAUCUAUAUAUAAAGACUCAGGUGUAUAUAUUAGUAAAAUUGUGAAAUUUUGUAAGGAAAUGGAAGUGUUAAUUCAGUGAUAAUAGUAAUGGCAAGUUAAAAACAGUUUUAUGGUGGAAGAAAAAUUCUGAUGUUCUUCCAGUGAAUGUUAAUGUUCUCUGAAUACUGUUCCAUUUGGUAAGCAUAUGUAGCACUAAAUUUGAUUUUGGUUACAAUGGAAUGAGACUUUAUUUCACUUUUAUUUGUAGUCUACUUUUUUUUUUUUUUGUACAAUAUAUGCGAUAAAUGUUCGUGUAAAUGUUAUUGAAAAUGUGACGACGACAUUUCACUAGUAGCCCAUUAUCAUUACCUCUGUUGGAAGGGGGUAAUUUCAGCCUUAUUAGUAAAAAGAUGAUUUUAAUAGGUAAACCAUGUAUACAGUGAACAAAACUCUUUAAAAGCUUUAUUAACACUUUUUCAGUCUGGUUACAGUAUGCACAAAGUUAUCAUAUUUUCAUUUGUGUGAAAGUGUUGAGUGGCAAAAUAUCCAUAUGGCUGGUAGUGAUGGAUAUAUUGGCUAAGUAUUGGCCAGUUGUUGUUUUUAUGUUGUCACUAUUAGCUUAUGUCUUUCUGUGAUAAAAAAUAAAGGCAUUGCAUAGGCAGCAAAUUGUAUAUAGGUAAGUACAUCACACAAGCAUGCCACUGUAUUAGUUGUUUUGAUGUAGCAACAAAUAUGUGCAUCAGCAGUGAACAAUGACAUUUCUUGUGGGAUAACUGAUUUUAUGGUUGGGCAGCUCCCAUCCAUACAGUGUGUUUGGCUAACUGUAAAGAUUCAUUCUAAUUGUUGUUGAUUGUUCUCCACUCUGCUUAUUUGCAAAGAUCUCAUUAGGCAUAUCCACGAUAUUACAUAAAAUAGUAAGUGCGUGUAUGUGUGAUAUUUCAAAGUGUUCAUGUCUAACCAUCCUUUAUGAUUUCAUUUGUUGAUAACAAAUGAACACCUUCACACUUCCAAUAGUGUUGUGGUAUAGAAUGGGAAGUUUUACAUUAGUGCAGAAAAGUUUUAUUUUAAAAUUUGGGUGGCUUGAUUUUUAUAGCUUAGUGCACAAUUAUGUAACCAUGGUUCCUGUUUUGCAUUGGCAACUGACUAUGAUAUAUGGAUUUCCAGGACUGACUGACUGAUCUUUCAAAGAUGUUUCAGUCAAGCUCUGUGUUGUGCCUUAUAUUUUUUUAUGAUAUUUCAUCAUUUAGCAUAAGUUUUUUGUUCAUGCAGACUAUAGUAUAAAAUCAAAGUAACAUUUAGUCUUGGUUUGGCACAUUUUAAGAGGCUGAAAUCAGUGCUUGGAUUGUAUACCCUUCUAAACCAUUACCUGCUCAAAGCAUUUGAAUAUAACUUGAAAGAUAUGAUGCACUAAAACUUUUCAGUGAUUGUUGUUAACAAAUCAAAAGACAAGAGAAGUCAUUGAGGAAUCAUUUUUCCAUGUCAUGCAUACGUAUUGUGAUUUGAUUUUUGUGGAUUUCAAAAUCAAAGUUGAAUAAAAUUGAAUGUGCAAUUGCAAGUUGUCACUAGAUACCUAUAUUAGUGACCAAACUUUUAUAUAGGUUUUAAUGACUCCAAAUGUAGUCAUACUAGUUAUGAUAUUGUGCUUUCUAGUUUUUUUUCUUGUUUUAAUAGUAUUUGGAUGGUAGAGUCAGGAGUUUGAAUGCUGAUUACAUUGUCUGCCAGUGCAAUGCAUGAUGGAAGUAAACAAUUGUCUAGGUUCAAAAGUGCCUGUACAUUGUCAUGAUGUACUUACAGAGGAUCUGUCUUGCUGCAUAUAUGAAUAAAUAUAUAUAUUAUAUGUGUAUUAAGAUAUGUAUACACAUUCAUGAAAUUAAUGUAUUUGUGUACAUGAAAUGUUUGUGUAUAUAUGUAUUCAUACAUGUAUACUGACAAAUAUAUCUUUCUGUGAAAGGAUACAAAAAAAGAAUAAAAAUAUUAUACGU